This is a messenger RNA of Malassezia vespertilionis, 663 nucleotides long. RefSeq names its product ESCRT-III subunit protein snf7 (gene SNF7). Bases 1 to 663 code for a protein of 220 amino acids. NCBI's taxonomy places the organism in Eukaryota, Fungi, Basidiomycota, Malasseziomycetes, Malasseziales, Malasseziaceae. The record is from RefSeq and is a predicted model, not a curated record. The transcript has 3 exons. Gene Ontology annotation, biological process: vesicle budding from membrane; late endosome to vacuole transport via multivesicular body sorting pathway. Gene Ontology annotation, cellular component: cytoplasmic side of plasma membrane; multivesicular body; ESCRT III complex.
AUGUCCAGUUGGCUCAACUGGGUCGGCGGCAAGCGCGAGAACAAAAGCACGGCCAAAGAUGCGAUUAUUGGGCUACGCGAACAGCUGCAUUUGUUAACAAAAAAAGAGGAGCAUUUGCUUUCUAAGAUCGAUGAGGAGCAGCGCAAGGCGAAAGCAAAUGUUACGACUAACAAGCGCGCGGCGCAAGCAGCGCUCCGGCAGAAAAAGAUGUACGAGACGGAGCUUGAUCGGCUUGCGGGAAAUCGCAUGACGCUUGAGACACAGGUGAAUACGAUCGAGAACGCGAAUAUGAAUCUGGAGACAAUGCGCGCCAUGCAGCGCGGCUCCGCGGCACUUCAAGCCAUCCAUAAAAACAUGGAUAUCGACAAGGUCGACAAUACCAUGGACUCCAUCCGCGAGCAGAUGACGCUGUCCAACGAAAUUUCCGAGGCGAUCUCGAACCCCGUCGGGAUGGGCACGGAAUUGGACGAGGACGAACUAAAAAACGAGCUGCAGGAACUUGAGCAGGCGGAGCUCAACGAGCGGCUCGUCGGUGCCGAUGCGGUGCCGGCGCAUACGUUGCCCAUAUCGACCGCCACACCUAGCCGUGCUUCACAUGCAGCACCCAGCACCCAGGAUGAGGAUGAGGAGCUGAGGGCGUUGCAGGCAGAGCUUGCUAUGUAA